Nelumbo nucifera (sacred lotus) is the source of this 1025-nucleotide messenger RNA. The record is from RefSeq and is a predicted model, not a curated record. NCBI's taxonomy places the organism in Eukaryota, Viridiplantae, Streptophyta, Magnoliopsida, Proteales, Nelumbonaceae.
UCUAGUAGUCUAGUAGUGGUUAGUGGAGUAUUUUUUAGCUUAACCCACUCUCAAGAAAUUCUCAUCAACCCUUCAUUCCUCACUCAAUUUUUUCCCUAUAAAUUCUCAUCAACCCUUCUCAUUUCUCCAUCGAUCCAACUCAGUAAACAUCAGCUUUCUUUGCCUUUCUAUUCUCACAACCUCUCAUCAGAAUCCCUGAAAUUUCCUUCACACACUCCAGAAAAUGAGGACAGGUGGUACCUUCGGCACAACAACCACAGUGGCCACUGGAUCCACAGCCACGACAGCGUCAGCACCGAAGUCGGCGGCGGCCGGAGCGGGCCAGCACUCGCCAUGGCACUCUCCGGUGCCGUACCUCUUUGGGGGCUUGGCGGCCAUGUUGGGUCUUAUAGCUUUUGCUCUACUGAUUCUCGCCUGUUCCUACUGGAAGCUCUCUGGGCAGUUGGAGGGGGGAGAAGACGGUGAGAGGGAUGCAGAGAACAGGGAGGAGAAGGUCGGUGAAGCCAUCAAAAUUCCUACUCCGUUUGAAGAGAAGAUUUUGGUAAUCAUGGCUGGCCAUGAGAAUCCAACCUUCUUGGCGACACCCAUCUCGAGCAAGGCUUCUGCUUCUGCAUUCGUAGAUAAUAGAAAAAACAAGGAAGAUGACAACAGAAUCACCCCAGACAGAGAGAAAUCAGAGAACACUGAGAAAGCCAAGGCAAGUAACCAUGACCAGAACCAGGCAGAAAACAGAGAGACCCAAGAGCAGAGCCAGUGAGCUUUGUUCUAAUUUUUCUUUUCUAUCACAAAAAAAAAAAAAAAAAAAUGUCGAUGCUUGGUGCGGAAAGCUCGUAUUUCAGGUUUUGGGGUUGAUUUCUGAGUAUGAGCGGAGUGCUUAAAUGGAUGUGAGCUCCUCUUGGAGGAAGAGAAGGAGAUAUUAGAAUAGUAAAUUUUCAUUUUGUUUUUCUUUUUUUUCUCUUUUAUUGAACUCUUCCGGGAAUGUAAAUUUGUGAUGAGAAGAAUUGAUCGAUAGCUUACUUCAUAAA